Messenger RNA from Varanus komodoensis (Komodo dragon), 2555 nucleotides. RefSeq names its product serpin family E member 2 (gene SERPINE2). Bases 600 to 1790 code for a protein of 396 amino acids. The record is from RefSeq and is a predicted model, not a curated record. Gene Ontology annotation, biological process: negative regulation of plasminogen activation; negative regulation of endopeptidase activity. Lineage: Eukaryota; Metazoa; Chordata; Lepidosauria; Squamata; Varanidae. The transcript is spliced from 9 exons. Gene Ontology annotation, molecular function: serine-type endopeptidase inhibitor activity.
UAUAGCUUCUCGUCUCGGACUGUAUUGCAGUUAGGGUUAAGCAGGGUGGGUGAGUUGAGUCUGUGGGAUGCGAGAGAGAGGUUUGCAAAAGCUUAGCGUGUAGACAAGCGUGUUUCUGAAUAGUUGAAUGCGCACGGGCUUAAAGUAAUGCUUUUUAUCUCCUUCCAGGUCCAUCAGCCACUCUCUUUCGGACGCUAGUAGUAAAUGUUCCGAUAGCGCAGCACUUUUUCUUAAAAAGUCUGAUCUUUAGCAUGUGGAUAAUAAUAUUUUUCUAUAAUUUAGCUCUCUAGGCUUGACUGGUGUUGCCGUCAUAAUGGAUAUAAGGCUAAGUGCUUUGCUUCCUCACAAUUUGCCCGAGUUGGUGCGUGAAUGCCUUUCUUCCCUUGGGGCAGGAGAACCUUGAGUAUAAAUCCAAACAAGUUAAUAGCCUAGUAAUGUACACAGAGUACCAGUAGCCGACAAUACCAACUAAGUCUCUUCUUUAGGGUUUUUUUAAGGCUAUUGAAAAGAACUUGUUCCUACCCUUUACAAAAUCUUUGCUACCUCCUCCAACCAGAGCCAAGUUUUACUUGCAUUGGGUUACAUUGAGCUGGGGAACCAUGAACUGGCACUUCUCUCUCCUCUUCAUUGCCCUUACUUCAACAUGUAUGUGCUUCCCACCAAAUCCUCUGUCUCUUGAGGAACUUGGCUCAGACAUUGGAAUCCAAGUUUUCAAUCAACUGGUCAAAACCAGAUCUAAGGAUAACGUUGUGGUUUCUCCCCAUGGAAUUGCAUCAAUACUUGGAAUGCUUCAGUUAGGAGCUGAUGGCAAGACAAAAAAGCAGCUGACAACAGUGAUGAGAUACAGUGUAAAUGGAGUUGGUAAAGUACUGAAGAAGAUAAACAAAGCCAUCGUUUCAAAGAAGAAUAAAGAUGUUGUGACAAUUGCAAAUGCAGUCUUUGCAAAAAGGGGCUUGAAAAUGGAAGUGCCCUUUGUUUCAAGAAACAAUGAAGUGUUUCAGUGCAGUGUCAAAGGCAUCGACUUUGAGGACCAGGCCACUGCCUCUGAUACUAUCAACCAGUGGGUAAAAAAUGAAACUAAGGGUAUGAUCGACAAUGUCUUAUCUCCAGAUGUUAUUGAUACUGAGCUAACCAGAUUAUUGCUGGUAAAUGCAGUAUACUUUAAGGGACUGUGGAAAUCGCGUUUUCAGCCAGAGAACACAAAAAAGAGAACAUUUAAUGGAGCUGAUGGAAAGACUUACCAAGUGCCUAUGCUUGCUCAGUUGUCAGUGUUCCGAUGUGGUACAACAAGCACUCCCAACGACUUGUGGUACAAUAUUAUUGAAUUGCCAUAUCAUGGUGAAAGUAUCAGCAUGUUGAUUGCCCUGCCCACAGAAAGUACAACUCCUUUGUCUGCUAUUAUUCCUCACAUUAGCACGAAAACUAUACAGAGCUGGAUGACAACUAUGGUACAAAAGAGAGUGCAGGUUAUUUUACCCAAGUUUAUAGCAGAAGCAGAAACGGAUUUAAAGGAACCUCUAAAAGAGCUUGGCAUUCGAGAUAUGUUUGAACAGUCGAAGGCAAACUUUGCAAAAAUAACAAGAACAGAAAGCAUUCAUGUAUCUCAGAUCUUGCAAAAAGCAAAAAUUGAAGUGAGUGAAGAUGGAACCAAAGCUUCUGCAGCAACAACUGCAAUAUUAAUAGCCAGAUCAUCGCCUCCUUGGUUUGUAGUGGACAGACCAUUUGUAUUCUUCAUACGACAUAAUCCUACAGGUGCAGUUUUGUUUAUGGGACAAAUCAACAAACCUUGAACAUGUGGAGAUUUUUCUUCUGAAGCAAAUUUAAAGAUGGAUGCCCGCGUUCUGUUAAAUAUUUUUGUACACUAUUCUUUGGCUAUGAACUAGCUUUUGAGCGUGGUUGGUCAGCUAGGUUUUGAAAAGGAGUCAUUAGUAGCUGGGAUUUUUUUGUGGAAAAAUGAAUGCCUUUUCAAAACAAUUUAAAGAUUUUUAAAACUACUGAUUACUUCCUUGUGCUAACAACUUUUGAAAUUUUGCUUGGUCUUAAGUAUUUUGUAUUGUGAUUUGAGGUCUUCUAACAAAAGUUGGGACUAAAGGGACAAAUUUGAAUUUUUUAAUUUGAAGAUGCCUCCUACUGCUGCGAUUGAGUGGUUUGAUGAGGCAUUGACAUUAGAAAUGUAAAGCUUUAGCCGUUUUUUUAUUUUAUAUUGUGCAUGUAAUUCUGAGAUUUAAACAACUAAUGUCCCAGUUAACACCCCUGCAUUGGUGUAAUGUAAACUUGUCAUUGCUAGUAUACACUUUCUAUGGAUUUAAAUUUUAUAUUUUUUGUACAAAGGAAAAAUAAAAGCAUUAUGAACAGUUGAAAACUGCAUAGUGUCACAGUGGUGUUGGAGGGAUAUAAUUUGUUGUAGUACAAGGAACUGAUUGUAAAUUCACUGCAAAAUGGAUCUGAUCUGGUGGAUUUUUGCUGUGCUCUUGUAUGUGGUAAACUACUUCUGCAAUGAUGCUCCUGCACUUCAGAAUACUUCUAUUCAAUAAAUAUUCAGAUGCGCCAAACCG